This is a messenger RNA of Paramecium tetraurelia, 3372 nucleotides long. RefSeq lists its product as uncharacterized. The transcript has 2 exons. NCBI's taxonomy places the organism in Eukaryota, Ciliophora, Oligohymenophorea, Peniculida, Parameciidae. The record is from RefSeq and is a predicted model, not a curated record.
AUGAGCCGCGGCAAUGAAUUAGACGAUCUGCUUUUCAAAAGAAGGGAUUAAAACUCAAAGUAGGGAGAAGAUUUGAAAUAGAUUAUAGAGAAUAUUCCUUAUCCUCAUGCAGAUAUAACGAUAACUUCUUAUAGUGAAUUCUCAGAUAACACACCAUAAAAAUAUCUCCAUAAAUUAGUGCACACAGAAAAUACAGAGGUUUAGCCUCAGAAGGUUCGAAGAAAUCGAACUUAAGUGGAUGCUUAUGCAACAGAUAGCGAAGUUGAACAAAGGGAGUUGAAAUCCUUAAAAGUAGAUUAAAAAAGAAAACCUCUUCAAUAACAACCAAUAAAUCAAUAGGAAAUCAAGCCUCCUUUGGUGCCUCAAUAAUAACAACAAUUAUAAGAUUUCUAUGCAUCAGGAGGAUCUUACUUGGAAUCAAUGACUCCAUAACGAAUGAAUAAAAUUGUAGAUUGGUCAAAGUAACAUGUAACACCAGGUGAUGCUAAAAAUAUCUUCCCUUAAGUAAUUGCUCCAAGCAUUGAAUUUUCAAAUGAAAACUCUCUAUCUCUUUAAUUUAAAAAUGUUGAUCCAGAACCUAAGAAACCAUAAAUUCUGUCUCAUUAAAAUCAAAACACUUAAAACUCUCGCCUAGAAAAUAGAGUAUGGGAAAAAUAGAAAAGAUACAUGGAAAACGAAAUAUAAGGAAUGAAGAAGUAAUAAAGAAAAUUAGAGAAUGAAAAUUUAGUAUUAGCUUAAAAGCUUGAAGAAUAGGAAGAGUUGACUAAAUUAGUUUAAGAAAAGCAUAAGGAUUAUUCAUGUUUAGAAAUAUUAAGAGGUAAAUAUCUAGAAGUGGCGAAGUAGUAAAUUAAAUAAUUGAAGUAAUAAUUGGAUUCAAAAGAUUAGAAAUUAAGAGACUUAAAUGAAUAAACAAAAGGAAUGAUUGAAAAUGAAAAAAGAAUGCAGGAGGCCAUAGAAUUAGAACUAAGAGAAUUGCAUGCUUAAUUGGAAAUCAAAGAUCAAAUGGUUAGAGCUCUAAAAAAUCAAUAAAAUAAUGAAGAUAAUGAGAGAUAAAAGGCUUUACAAGAAUAUGAGAAGACCAUGAGUGAUGGCAAUAAAUUUAUUGCUAAAUUGAAGAGCUAGAUUGAAACUUAAAUGAAAGCCUUGGAAGAGAAGGAAUCAAUAAUUACAUCAUAGGAAGCUUAGAUUUAAAAUUUAUAAGUCAGGCUAUUAAAAGAAACUGAGUAUAGAAAGUAAGAUGAGAAAGUAAUUAACGAAUUCAAGUCUAAAGAAGCAUUGCUCUAUUAAUAAGUGACUGGUAAUACUAUACCAGAGGUACAUAAUAGGGCUAUGGAGGAACUAUAAGCAGAGUGCAUCAAUUAAAAGAUCUUGAUUUCUUAGCUAUAAAGUUAAUUAACCUAAUAGAUGUAAAUGUAUCAAUUAUAACACGUGAAUUCCAAUUCUUAUAAGGAAUGUGAGCAAUGCAAGUUAUGCAAAGAUGAAUUAGCAAAUAUUAUAUAAGAAUGUUCUUUAGAAGAGGAGGCUAAAACUAUAGAUGCUACUCAAAGUAUUGCUCAGAUUGCCAGAGAAGUUGUUACUCUAUUGUUAACUAAGCAGAGGGAAUAAAUAGAUCAUGCAUUUUUAUAAUAUGAAGAGUAAAUUAAAGAAUUAACUUAAUAAAUUGAUUAUUUUAAGGAACAAAACGAUGAGGUUAUGUAAGAGAAUCAAAAGAUUUCUGAUUAAAUUUAAAUGGUAUUGGAGAAGAAGGAAGAAUAAGAAUAAUAGAUAUUUGAAGAAUAUGAGAAACUAAGAUAAAUGAAUUAAAAUCUUUUAUCAGAAAAUAAAACUCUUAAAUUAGAAUUGGAACAAGUUAAAUUGUAACUGAGAAAUGAAACUUAAGCUCAUUCUAAUGAAAUCUAAUAAUUAAAAAAUGAAAUUUAAAAUAAUAAACAAUCUCUCUUAUAAGCUAAGUAAAAUGAAACUAAAUUGGUUGUCCAACAAAGCCAAAUGAAGAGCGAAGAAAAGAUGCUGAUUAAUUAAGAAAUGGAAAAUAUGAAAACACUUUUCUAAAACCAAAUUCAAGAACUUUAUAAUAAACUUCACAACUAAGAUGAAUAAAUUUAAGAAUUAACAAAGGAACUAUAUUCGAAAAAAAAAUAAAUCGAUGAAAUGCAACAAUAAUAAUCUUCAUCCAUCAAGAAGUAAAAGAAAGAAAAGGAAUAGAAAGAAAGCAAAGAAUAAACUCAGCUUAAGACUUACGCUUAACAAUUAAGUGAUCUUAAUGAUGAGAAGAGUAAACUUUUAUUAAAAAUCUAACAUUUAGAACAAUAAUAAACCUAUUAAACUAAAAGAUUAGAUGAAGAAAAACAUGAUAGAUUGGAGAAAUUAAAUUAAUAAAUCAAAGAAAAGGAUAAAAAGAACAUAGAUCUUUAUAAUUAAAACAGAACUCUUUAAUCUUUAUAAAAAGAGCUAGAUGACUAAAUUUCAUCAAUGAAGGAUGAAAUUGAAAAGUAAAAAAAACAAAUACAACUAAAAAACUCAGAAAUUAAAUAGUUAUUAGAUUAAAAUAAAUAGUUAUAGGACAAGAAUUAAGAAAUUAACAACAGAUUAAGUUUGCUCUAAUAAUAAAUGAACCAAUUUGAAAGUGAAAUUAAGCAUUAUGAAUAGAGUCCUUAAAUACCAGAAAAAUUAAGAUCUCAAGCUUCUGUUAGAAGCUUUGAUAAAACUCCUCAUGCAGUCAUAGAAUUAGUUGAAGGAUUCAAUCAAUACUAAUAGGAAUUUUAUCAUUUAAAAAAAAUGUUUACUGAGAAAUUAAAGGCCUAAGAAUAAAAUUUAACAUCCCUACAGUAAGCUAAUCAGUAAAUCACUUAAUAAAAUAUUAAAUUGAUUCAAGAAAAUAAUGCAUUAAAGGAUGAAAUAUCAUCAGCUAGUCAUGGAAAAAAUUAUGAAGAUAGAGGAUCAGCCUAGACUGGGGAUUCUCUUAAUAUACGCUCCUUCUUAGAUCAUGAUCAUAAAAAGACCCUCCCAUGCAAAACACCUGAAUAACAUUUUUCUAUAGUUGAAUUAGUUUAACCAGAAAUUAUGUCAAUCGAGGAUACUGUUAUGAUCUUCAAAGAAAUCUUAAGGAGGUCAGUCAAAUCAGUAGAAAUGAUUAAAAUGAUUUGUCCCUUGCCCGAAAUUAAAGAAUUACUUAUGAUCAUUUUAUAAGUAGAAGAAAAAAUGCAAUAACAAAAUUAAACUACUGCAAAUAAAAAAUCUAAAAUCAUAAAUUCUAUCUUGGGAGCAUCAAACAUUAAGAUGAUAGAUUAAUCUAGAAAAAAGAGUGCCUGUGGAGGAAUUAGAGUUAAAUAAAGUCAUAGAAGUGAAACAGGAGUAGUUGAAUUUUACGAAUGA